UAUAGUGCAUUGAAAGGGAAAACGGGGACGAGAGUGCAGUAGAAAAAGACGAGCACUCAAUCGACGUUGAAGAAAAAUAGAUAAGUGGUGGGGGGUAGAAUAGUGGAUAGAGGGAGGGGAGAAAACAAGAGGAAUCGGCGGGCAAGAGCGUCAGGAGUUUUUAGCAGGACUGAACGGGCACCGAAGGAAAAAAAAAACGCUCGUCGUAAACGCGUCAUGUUGAAAAUUACGGCCAAACAAGGAUUAUUCAGUUGAUGCCCAGUGGUGUGUGAUGUGAUGGAAUUUGGAUACGGUAUAUAUUAACCCUGAGGAUAUCUACACUAGUGUCUAAAUUACGUCUUCUGAUAACGUGAAUUUUCCUGUUCUGCACUUGGAAUCCAAAGUUCAAUAAUUAAGAAAGAGAGAGAUGAUAACCCGCCACACUAGAGCCUGAUGAUGUCUUGCGUCCAGGUGGCCGGAAGAGAAAGAUAAGACAUUGAUGAUAGAAGUCAGAGAGGAAAAUCAAAAGUUAAAGGAAAAAGAAAAGGAUAAAGAAAAAUAAUAAAAGCAGAAGGGCCUUCCCCACGUUCGAGGAGUGAGUGAUGGAUGAAUGGGAGUGAGUAGGGCGCCUGAGCAGCACAGGCGCGGGUGUAGGUGCAGUUGGGAGCCUCUGGAUGUCGAGGCAGUGUCACCGUCAACGUCAGUGGCAGUGAUGGCCCCUGCUCUGACGGAAGGUGGUCCUCAAAAGCCCAACAACAUACUCCCAUUACCAUCUGGUGGUUUUCUAUCCCCAGAUAAGGCUGCGCAGGUCUGUAACAAUCGCGCUGUACUUGCUAAAUUCGUUGUAACAGCAAACGUACAGCCAACUAAAAUAGACGAGCAGUGCCUGCGCGGCAUAUCCAAGGAUCUAAUACGUGAUGUUAUCAAUUCAAAGUAUGAAAAUGGUAUCGAUUGCCUGUCAAAGUGUGUACUUGAUGCAAGUGAUGACCUGAUACCCACUGAUUUUUCCAAGGACAUCGAUAUACUCAGAGUUGAGGAGGAUAAUUACGAUAAACGUCACGUUGACUUGGAUGUUGUUAAACGUCCUGGUCAUAAGGAUAGCAAAGUGUCUGAGGUGAGUGACGCUAUAAUGAGCGAGCCAUCUGCUGGUGAGCAAAACGACGAGAUGGGAUUUAUUAAAACUGAUGUUGCACCAAUGGUUGCGCCCAUUAUCAAUGCUGACGAUAAGGAUAUUGAGGGGAGUAUCAUGGACAUCAGUGCUGACAUUGAGGACAAUGUUGGUGAUAUAUCUCAGAAUGUUGAUGAUAUUCUCGAUGUUAUUCAGGAGAUUGAGGAUGAGCAGAUCGGUGGCGGUGGUAAUGAGGGGUCUGGUACUUUUAACAUGUCCCAGGGUUUCUCCUCCCUGCCAGAUCUGCUCAACGACGUUGAUGUUGAUGUUAUGGGGCUUGUCAGUGACAAUAUUGGAAUUAAUCUUGGGCAUUUGAAUAUUGCUGAGGCUGAGGAGAGUGUUGAGGCUCAGAGGGAGCAGCUUCUGGGGAAUAAGCACGAGGGGGUACAGCAUAGGAGCUUUGAGCAGGACAGGAGGACUGCUUUUCUCAUGAGGCGGCUCAGAAAAUUACAGGCCAGAACCAUUGGCAGGCAUAUUGCUGAGGAGAGCACUGGGGUACUUGAGCUUGCUCAUCACAGUGUUAAGAAGUAUUUUAUGCAGGAGCUGCAGAGCAUUGGGGCAACCAAGGGGGCACCCAGGAGUCUACCCCAGAUACCUGAGGAUUUGAAUGCUUUUAUCAGGAGUCUUGAAAAGUCAUGCGCUGCACAGAGCAAUACUGUUACUGCACAGGGCAACAGGCAGAAGAAUUACUGCAGGUAUUUUGGGGCCGGCUCCAGAGAUAUUGGAGUGCCUGGAGGAUCUGGUAGCAGACACUCGCCUUUUACAUCAGCUCAUGUUAAACUCAAUAGUGAACAAGUGGAAAAUGUUGCUGGAUCACUAGCUACACAGCUUCACACUGUCGAGACACAUCUUGAUUCUGAUUGCACUGCAUCCAGCAGUGGGGGCGAGAGCUGUGAUGAGAUGCAGAAUUAUAAUAAUCUUCAUCAACAACAAUUAUCUAUAUCGAAAAGAGCGGGGUGGAAGUACGCCCAGGAGCGUGCAGGUAUAGCUUCCCGGUGGACGUGGCUGCAGGCGCAGAUAUCGGACCUGGAGUACAAGAUCCGCCAGCACAAUGAGUUGCAGCGUCAGAUGAGGCUGUCAAAGGGUCUUGCAUACCUGGAUAACGCCGAAACAGUGAACGGUUACAGUGGUGUUUUGCCAGGUUCAACGUCUCGACACAGUACAUCAGAGAGCGAGGGGAGUCCUUCAACUAGUAGAACGCGCCCCUUCCUCUGGGAUGUCUACAGAAAGCGAAAAUUACUGAGGCUGGAAGGUCUGCACGAGUACUCGAAACGUGCAGCAAGACCAUCGACAGUGAGAUGCGAGUGCGAUGGAAGUCUGGCAUCAUGCGCCAUUUGCACAGGUCGACGUGACUCGAUGCAGCCUCAGGAGCCCUUCGAACUGCUCUCAGUCCCUGAAAGAAUUGCCCUGGUCGAUCCUUCCUAUCAUCCAGUCCUCUCUUUCCCUGAGGACGUCACCCACAGCACCCACUUUGAAGCAAUUAUGAAGACCAUUGACUGGCAGCAGAAAAUCAUUCGCGCCAAUGCACGAAGUGCCAGGGCGAAGGAUAAGGACUCCUCGGAUAGACGAAGCAAAGCAAAGUUACCAGAGCAUCGGACCAAGUACACCACCACAACGAGAAUUAAAAAGGCAUCGUCCGCGUUACUAUCAGCAAGAAUCAAGAGGAAGAUGCUCAAGGGCAAGAGGGAGCUGGGGGGACAGGGUAAGGGACUUGGUAUCAGGAAGAGGGCACCCAAGGUGUCACAUCCUGAUGAUGAUGACGAUAUCAGUGCACAGUCUAGCUCAAGUAAACACUCGUCACCAGUGCCUUCGCCCUCGCAGCAUCCCACUGCCACCACUGAAAAAGGACCCACUAAGGAGAGAAAUUCAAAUUCACAGCAUAGGCCCAGACGAAAUUCAUAUGAUAUCGACAAUAUUGUUAUUCCGUACAGCGUGGCUGCAUCUGCUAGACUCGAGAAGCUACAGUAUAAGGAAAUUCUAACACCAAAGUGGAGGAUAUGUGGAGACCUGACAAAAACGGAUGUAAAGAACGGUGUAAUGCACAGGCCUAGUCAAGACAGUGAUUUCGAGGAUAUGUCUGAGGAGACGAUUAUGCUGAGGCAUGAGAGGAGUGAGCGCGAGGAGAGCAAACGAUUUAAGAGUUUGCUGAACAAGCUGCCCAACAAUAGAUUUCGUCAUAAUCGUCGAGCAGACAGUCGAGCAGACAGCGGUGCAAAUACACCAGAUCCAAUGUCACCUCAUGCCAGUGAUUUCGGUGGUGAUGUCACACCCAUUACUUCUCCCCCAGCCACACCCUCUGGAACACUGGAAACCGAACAUCACGCUAUGAUGGAUCAUCGCAAUUCUACCCUGCAGAGUACAGUUCGACGACGAACCAACUCGUCGUCGAUGAGAGUCACCAAGGAAGAUGCUGCGAGUUCCAUUCACGAAGACGAGAAUGAAGUUCUGCCGUACGAACCCCGAAUAUUCCCGCUGCCAGAGGAGCUGUACGACAAGAUGCUCGAGGCGAUGCCGGCGGGCCAUUGGCAGAACACACCACCAGCUCUAGCCCCCCCGGAAGAGAAGAUCGAUGAGGAGGUAGAGCUGGACCCCUCAGAAUCUGACACAACCGAGUCAGCUUACUGCGAUGCAGAUGGCGAAGACCCCAACGACCCGGAAUGGACAGAAGCGGACGACAGGGACGCUGAAAAGGAGAGAAUACGCUCGACAGCCAAAAGAUAGGAGAUGUUAAUGAUAAUUGUCAAACAAACUCUAACUGGCUGUCGUGCGUGUCUCACUGAAAACCCGUCUAUUAAUUAUCUGGAUGGUAUUCCUGUCAAUUUGUUAUAUAUAGCUGUCGGUAAUGUGACAUGCACCUUAAGUUAAUAGUAUUACGAUUCUGUAAAGUGUAUUAUAAAUAUAAAUUUUAUAACAUCA
This is a messenger RNA of Fopius arisanus, 4063 nucleotides long. It is a transcript of the gene nsl1, whose product is annotated as non-specific lethal 1. The record is from RefSeq and is a predicted model, not a curated record. Lineage: Eukaryota; Metazoa; Arthropoda; Insecta; Hymenoptera; Braconidae. The transcript is spliced from 9 exons. The coding region runs from base 590 to 3868 and encodes 1092 amino acids. Gene Ontology annotation, molecular function: histone acetyltransferase binding. Gene Ontology annotation, cellular component: NSL complex.